AUGUUGUUUCUACCGGACACGUUUAAAAUAAGUACGCGUUCAACCGUUGCCGUGGCAGCAGCGACUUCUGGAAGAUUUAUGAUGGAUGCUCGAGAGACAAAUUUGCUGGGCGGAAACGAGAACAUAGUUGAAACGCAGAAUUUGGAGGAAGAGGAAUUUGCAGUUUCAAAGUCAUCAGAUGCUGAUGCAGAAUUUGACAUGGUAAUUGGGAACAUUGAAGAUAUUAUAAUGGAGGAUGAAUUCCAACAUCUUCAGCAGUCUUUCAUGGAGAAAUAUUAUCUUGAGUUUGACAAUUCAGAGGAGAACAAGCUCAGCUAUACUCCUAUAUUUAAUGAAUAUAUUAAAAUCCUAGAAAAUCAUUUGGAACAGCAGUUGAUGGAACGAAUACCUGGUUUCAAAAUAGAUAACUUCACCCAUUCACUUAAGCAGCACAAUGAUGAUGUCUCAGGUGACAUACUUGACAUACUUUUGACCUUCACUGACUUUAUGGCCUUUAAAGAGAUGUUCAUUGAUUACAGAGCAGAAAAGGAGGGUCGAGGAUUAGACCUUAGUACCGGACUGGUGGUGAAGUCUUUAAAUCAUGCUUCCUGUUCCCCUUUGCACUGCAGCAUGGCCUCACAAUCUAGCUGAACCAAUGAAAAUGGAGACCGCAUCGUAUGUAAAUUAACUUAAUGAGUUCACGCAAAAGCCCCCCUCCCCCCGUUUAUUGUAAAUUCCUUUCUGACAAAUCCCAGAGUAAAAUACUGUUAUACUAACUGGCCAGAAGGGAAUCCAAGUUUAAUUUAGUUUAAUGUUUAAACUUAACAUUCUGAACUGGUGAACUGUCAGCUUAUCUGGUAUGAGUAUUCUAACAGUAUUUAUGUGAUCUGACAAGAAAUCCUUUCUUAGGUGUCAGUCCUUGCAGCAAAACAUUGCUUUUGCUGACCUCAUUAAUAUAGUAAGCUGUAAUGAUUUGUCCUCUGCCUGAAGUCUGUGAGCCUCCCUUCACUCCCACUCUCUAUUUUAAUACCUUUUUAAUAUUACCAAAAUAAUUAAUUUCACUUGAUUAGUAAAAAGGGCUUUUGCAAUAAAAAAUUCUGAAUCAUUAAGUAUUGUAAAAUGUGCUUUGUAUGAUGACAGUUUCUAAAUUGUUUUGAAACAGGAUGGCACUGAUGACACUACCUACUGCUUUUAAAGAAAAAUGAUCUAGUGGUCAAAUAAUCUUUUAUUUCUAAGUUGAUAUUUCUCUAUGGCAUUGGAA
Messenger RNA from Xyrauchen texanus (razorback sucker), 1240 nucleotides. RefSeq names its product ADP-ribosylation factor-like protein 2-binding protein. Gene Ontology annotation, cellular component: mitochondrial intermembrane space. Bases 1 to 630 code for a protein of 209 amino acids. The transcript has 7 exons. NCBI's taxonomy places the organism in Eukaryota, Metazoa, Chordata, Actinopteri, Cypriniformes, Catostomidae. The record is from RefSeq and is a predicted model, not a curated record. Gene Ontology annotation, biological process: positive regulation of tyrosine phosphorylation of STAT protein; maintenance of protein location in nucleus.